Messenger RNA from Recurvomyces mirabilis, 675 nucleotides. RefSeq names its product PX domain-containing protein ypt35 (gene YPT35). The coding region runs from base 1 to 675 and encodes 224 amino acids. The record is from RefSeq and is a predicted model, not a curated record. The transcript has a single exon. Lineage: Eukaryota; Fungi; Ascomycota; Dothideomycetes; Mycosphaerellales; Teratosphaeriaceae. Gene Ontology annotation, molecular function: phosphatidylinositol-3-phosphate binding. Gene Ontology annotation, cellular component: endosome.
AUGCCGCCACCACCCAGCCAUCAUGCCGAGCUAAGCUUCCCAGCGACUCGCGGCCAUGAACACGACAAGUCCACCACGGCGCCUCGAUUAGCUGACCCGAUCGAUACAACUACUGCUGCAGUGGCUAGAGUGCAUAUGCAAGACAAACAGCAGAAGCAGCAGCUGGACGCCGUGUUGGGCGAUGGCUCGGCCAAUGUUCCAGAUGCUCCACCUUACUGGACCUCUCGCAACGGACGCACCUUGAGCUAUCACUCUAUCACUGGCCAUCAACCACAUGCUAUACUCCUUGAGGACCAUUCUGAGGAUCAUCACGAGGCAUCACAAGGCUGCUGGGCACGAUCUGUGUCUGUUGACGACUACACCAUUAUUGCCGGACCGAGUGGCGUUGGCGCUUAUGUGGUAUGGCACUGCACAGUGGGCACGCUGAAGGGCGGCGAUAUGGAGAUCAGAAAACGUUACUCAGAAUUCGAUCAAUUACGCACGAAUUUGGUCGAGUCAUUCCCGUAUGCUGAAGCCAUGAUACCGAAGUUGCCACGCAAGAGUGUGGUCAGCCGCUUUCGACCAAAGUUUCUGGAGCAGAGAAAGACCGGACUGGGCGAGUUCAUGAACUGCAUCCUGCUCAAUCCAGAGUUUGCUGCCAGUCCAGUGUUGAAAGGCUUCAUAUUCGCAACAUGA